Molecule: messenger RNA, 3299 nt
Organism: Oncorhynchus kisutch (coho salmon)
Lineage: Eukaryota; Metazoa; Chordata; Actinopteri; Salmoniformes; Salmonidae
Product: zinc finger protein 436-like
Exons: 2
Coding region: 255-1715 (486 amino acids)
Source: RefSeq, a predicted model, not a curated record
AGUAGACGGGACGCUCCUUCAACAACAACAGCUAGUCAGACACCUCGGUAGCUUUCUAGCCAACAUAGCUACAACAUUCACGAUCUUUACACUGUUUUGGUGUAUAUUAGUCGAUGUGUAUUAAACACACUUCUGUCAUAUGUACUUGUUGGCCCAUUUGAUUAUAUAUUUACGUUGUUUGUCAGCUAGCUGGUUUGCUAAGUUAACUUAGAACUAGGCUAGUCGCUAAUGCUAGGUAGCUAACAUCCCCGACCAUGAUUUCACUAAGCUACUCUCCUUCUGAUAAAGAAGAGGUCUGCUGGACGGAGAAAGAAGCUCUUGUGAAAGAGGAGGAGGAAGAGGAGGCUGUUACAAUACAAAAACAAGUAGAGGGUGAGGCUGUUACUGUGAAAGAAGAAGAGAAAUACGUUACAGUGAAAGAAGAGGAAGAUGCGUUCAGAGUGAAAGAGGCGGAUGUUACAGUAAAAGAAGAGGAGGAAGAGACAGAGGAGGAUGCAGUUUUUGGAGUGAAAGAGGAGGAGGGGGAGAUGACUGUCACAUUGAAAGAGGAGAAGGAAGAAGAGGAGGUUGGAGAUCUGUUUAACACCAGAGAGAGACGUGACUAUUGUGGAUCCUCUGGGGAGCCUCAACAACCUCAUGAUGCUGAAAAGGCAAAGAAGAGUCUCUCCACAUUAGAACACCUCAAGAAACACCAGCAGAGAUCCAAAGGGAAGAGAACUCACUGCUGCUCUGAUUGUGGGAAGAGAUUCACCUCAUCAGGCAUUACACUGCACCAGAGAAUCCACACAGGAGAGAAACCUUUUGGUUGUACUCAAUGUGGGAAGAGUUUUACUCAGUCAACCAGCCUGAUAUCACACCAGAGAACACACACAGGAGAGAAACCUUAUAGUUGUACUCAAUGUGGGAAGAGUUUUACUCAGUCAACCAGCCUGAUAUCACACCAGAGAACACACACAGGAGAGAAACCCUAUAGCUGUGCUCAUUGUGGGAAGAGAUUCACCUCCUCAAAAGUCGUUAAAGUGCAUCAGAAAAUCCAUACAGGAGAGAAACCUUUUAGCUGCUCUGACUGUGGAAAGAGUUUUCUUCUCUCAGGACAAUUAAAAUCACACCAGAGAACACACACAGGAGAGAAACCCUGUAGCUGUGAUGAAUGUGGAAAGAGUUACACGACAUUUAACAAUCUGUUGGUACACCAGAGAACACACACAGGAGAGAAACCUUAUUGCUGUGGUCAAUGUGGGAAGAGUUUUACUCAGCCACAUACCCUGAAAUCACACCAGAGAACACACACAGGAGAGAAAUCUUAUAGCUGUAGUCAAUGUGGGAAGAGUUUUUCUUGGCCACACACCCUGAUAUCACACCAGAGAACACACACAGGACAGAAACCUUAUAGCUGUGAUCAAUGUGGGAAGCAUUUUACUCAGUCAAGCCACUUGAUAGCACACCAGAGAACACACACAGGAGAUAAACCUCAUAGCUGUGCUCAAUGUGGGAAGAAUUUUACUACAUCUAGCCAGCUAACUACUCACCAGAGAACACACACAGGAAAUAAUCCUUAUAGCUGUACUCAAUGUGGGAAAAGUUUUACUCAGUCAAGCCACCUGAUAUCACACCAGAGAACACAUACAGGAGAGAAACCUUAUAGCUGUGAUCAAUGUGACAAGAGAUACUCUGAUAAAAGAUAUCUGAUUAAACAUCAGAAAAUACAUGCAUGAAGGAGUUUUUUCAUUAUAUCAAACAUUGUAGGAGUAUUUGGUUGCUGAUUGUCUCAAGGGUGGGCAGUCAAAAAGUUUUGUGUUUUGCUUUUAGCCAAUGCAUCACAAUUUAUUUUGACUGCAAGUUUUUCGGUAUUGGAGAUGAGUUUUGUUUGGGCUCGUUCGAAGGGGACGAGAGUUCAAGAAGCUAGUGAGUUUUAGUAAGACGAGAGUUCUAGAAGCAAGUGAGUUUUAGUAAGACGAGAGUUCUAGAAGCAAGUAAGUUUUAGGAAGAUGAGAGUUCUAGAAGCUAGUGGAGUUGUUUUGCUAAAUUUGUUUUAAGAUUCUAUAGAAAGAAAAAGGUGAGAAAUAAUACUAUUGUAUAUUAUUAUUUGGAAAUACAUGUUUUUUUCUUGUUUUUAAUUGUUGACAGCCAGUAGACACCAUGUUAAUAUUGUAGAAGGUGAAGCAUUGUAGUUGAUUAUAAUGUGAAAUGGAAGUUGUUUUCUGUUGGUGGUGCGCAAACUUUUCCAACAAAAAUAUAGGAUAUAUUUGUUGUUGUCUUAAAGGGGGAAGGUGUUACUGGCUUUGGUUUUUCCAUUUAUGUUUUGAGGUUGGACUUUGAGGUUGUUAGCACGUCUAGGUAGUUAGCACGUAGGGCACACUGAUUGGUGUCACCUCGUUAGUCAGUAUGUGUUACACCAGUUCUUUUGUUGGCUGUUACUGUUUACUCUGUUUACUCGUUACUCUUUUGGUUUGCUUCCUGUCUUUAAGUGUGUUGUGGGUUUUUCUUUUGUUUGCCUCUUCUUGGGCAGAUUUAGUGGAUCUCAUGGUGGGUGAAAUUGUAAAAUUGGUGGGUUAAAAUGUAAAAUGUAAUAUUCGAAAGGCACUCGCACAUUUGAGCAAUCUUAUUUGCAGGUGCAUGGCAACAAUUAAACAAGAUGAUGGAAAAAAGGAAACCGCACACUGCUAUUGUUGAUAGUAUCACUGAUAUUUAAUAAGUGACUUUUAUGUCCCAGUUGUUGUUACUAGUCAACUUUCAGUGGACUUGCAAAAAUUGCAAGAUUAUGUUAUAAUACUUUUAUUGCAUCAAGUGGUUGUUUUAUGCAGCAGAAUAGAGGGUUCUUAAUAACUAUUGUGUCUGUGUGUUCUACUGAGGAUGGGCCUCUGGGAGAUAACACUGACAGGAGAUUUACAAUGUCUUUUGGGUGAUAAAACAUAGACGGCAUUCCAGAGCAUGAGUUACUGUUUCUGUUCUAUAUGGUACCAGGGGGAGAUGACCUCGGGGCCAGACCCUUGUCUCUACACAAGGAGUACUGUUUCUACAGCAGAUACUGUCUGCUGUGAAUUAUAAGUACCUUUCAUACAAAUCUUAACGUUGUGACCCGUUCUAUAUGUCUAUUGUUGGUCAUGUAGGUUGAAAGGGGUGUAUCUUGGCUGUAAAAGAUCUUUGUACUUUUGUAUCGGGGCUCUCAACGAAUCAUCUGGGGGUGAUUUGUCGACCAGCCAUCAUUAUUGUAGAGCACUCAAUUGAUUAACUUUUUAUUUGUAUGUUGUAUUGACCUGCUCCCUUAUUAAGUGAAUAAAGAUUUAGAUUAACUCUGA